AUGUCAUCAGUCACUAUAGGAAAAGUACUGGGAUGGAUAAGUUUUAUCACACUUCUCCAUUCUACGUAUUCUACUUAUGAACACCUAUCAUAUCUUAAAGCUGUUGAGAAAGUUGCAAAUAAUAUGCCAAUUGAGUAUAGUAUUAGUAGCGGGUCCUUUAAAACCUAUAUUAAUGAAAAACGAAAUGGUGAAAAAGUAAAUCGAAUCUUUACAAUUUAA
Messenger RNA from Funneliformis geosporum, 219 nucleotides. The record is from the annotation of a GenBank genome assembly. Lineage: Eukaryota; Fungi; Glomeromycota; Glomeromycetes; Glomerales; Glomeraceae.